CCUCUGGAAUGAGAAGGCGGUAGCCGGCGAGCCGGCGAGCGGACAGCAGGGCGGGCCGACGGUGAGCGCGGCCUGCUCUCUCCGAGGAGGAAAGAGGAGGUCGUGUUCCCGGUCUCCGGGAUCCCCCAGCCCCGCAGCCUGCCCCGCCGGCGAAGGAAAAGCUGAGGAGCCGCCGCCGCCCGGCGCCGCCGCCGCCGCCAUGGCUGCCAUGAUGGGUCGGAAGUGAGCCUGCGGGCGACGGUGCCGGCGCGGGCGCUGCAGCCCCGGUCCCGGCCGCUCCGCCGGGGAAGCGCGACGCCGCGGACCGCGGGCCCUCUGCCUUCGCGACCCCAGCCCCUCGGCUCGGCCCGUUUCCUUCAAGACUAAGCGGCGGGGAGUGGCUCCCGGCCUCCGACCCCGGCAGCCAGGAAGAUGGCGGACCCGGCCGAGUGCAACAUCAAAGUGAUGUGUCGCUUCAGACCGCUGAACGAGUCCGAGGUGAACCGCGGCGACAAGUACAUCGUCAAGUUUCAGGGAGAAGACACGAUCAUGAUCGCGUCCAAGCCUUAUGCAUUUGACCGGGUGUUCCAGUCAAACACAUCUCAAGAGCAAGUGUAUAAUGACUGUGCAAAGAAGAUUGUUAAAGAUGUGCUUGAGGGGUACAAUGGAACCAUAUUUGCAUAUGGACAGACCUCCUCCGGGAAGACACACACAAUGGAGGGUAAACUUCAUGAUCCAGAAGGCAUGGGAAUUAUUCCAAGAAUAGUGCAAGAUAUUUUUAAUUAUAUUUACUCCAUGGAUGAAAAUUUGGAAUUUCAUAUUAAGGUUUCAUAUUUUGAAAUUUAUUUGGACAAAAUAAGGGACCUGUUAGAUGUUUCAAAGACCAAUCUUUCAGUUCAUGAAGAUAAAAACCGAGUUCCCUAUGUAAAGGGGUGUACAGAGCGUUUCGUAUGUAGUCCAGAUGAAGUUAUGGACACCAUAGAUGAAGGAAAAUCCAACAGACACGUAGCGGUUACAAAUAUGAAUGAACAUAGCUCUAGGAGUCACAGUAUAUUUCUUAUUAAUGUAAAACAAGAGAACACGCAAACGGAACAAAAGCUGAGUGGAAAACUUUAUCUGGUUGAUUUAGCUGGUAGUGAAAAGGUUAGUAAAACUGGAGCUGAAGGUGCUGUGCUGGAUGAAGCUAAGAACAUCAACAAGUCCCUUUCUGCUCUUGGAAAUGUCAUUUCUGCUUUGGCUGAGGGUAGUACAUAUGUUCCAUAUCGAGAUAGUAAAAUGACAAGAAUCCUUCAAGAUUCAUUAGGUGGGAACUGUAGAACCACUAUUGUAAUUUGCUGCUCUCCAUCAUCGUACAAUGAAUCUGAAACAAAAUCUACACUCCUGUUUGGUCAGAGGGCCAAAACAAUUAAGAACACAGUUUGUGUCAAUGUAGAGUUAACUGCAGAACAGUGGAAAAAGAAGUAUGAAAGAGAAAAAGAAAAAAAUAAGACCCUGCGGAACACCAUUCAGUGGCUUGAAAAUGAACUCAACCGAUGGCGUAAUGGAGAGACAGUGCCUAUUGAUGAACAGUUUGACAAAGAGAAAGCCAACUUGGAAGCUUUUGCAGUGGAUAAGGAUAUUACUAUUACCAAUGAUAAACCAGCAGCCACAAUUGGAGUUACUGGAAACUUUACUGAUUCUGAAAGAAGAAAGUGUGAAGAAGAAAUUGCUAAGUUGUACAAACAACUUGAUGACAAGGAUGAAGAAAUUAAUCAACAGAGCCAAUUGGUAGAGAAACUGAAGACACAAAUGUUGGAUCAGGAAGAGCUUCUGGCAUCUACCAGAAGGGAUCAAGAUAAUAUGCAGGCUGAGCUGAAUCGUCUUCAGGCAGAAAACGAUGCCUCUAAAGAAGAAGUAAAGGAAGUUUUACAAGCCUUAGAGGAACUUGCUGUCAACUAUGAUCAGAAGUCUCAGGAAGUUGAAGACAAAACUAAGGAGUAUGAAUUACUUAGUGACGAGCUGAAUCAGAAGUCGGCAAGUUUAGCAAGUAUAGAUGCUGAGCUUCAGAAACUUAAGGAAAUGACCAACCACCAGAAAAAGCGAGCAGCAGAGAUGAUGGCAUCUUUACUAAAAGACCUGGCAGAAAUUGGGAUUGCUGUAGGAAACAACGACGUGAAGCAGCCUGAGGGAACUGGCAUGAUAGAUGAAGAGUUCACUGUUGCAAGGCUCUACAUUAGCAAAAUGAAGUCAGAAGUGAAAACCAUGGUGAAGCGCUGCAAACAGCUAGAAAGCACACAAACUGAGAGCAACAAAAAAAUGGAAGAAAAUGAAAAGGAGUUAGCAGCAUGCCAGCUUCGUAUCUCUCAACAUGAAGCCAAAAUCAGAUCAUUGACUGAAUACCUUCAAAAUGUGGAGCAAAAGAAAAGACAGCUGGAGGAGUCUGUGGAUUCCCUCAGUGAAGAACUCGUCCAGCUUCGAGCACAAGAGAAAGUGCAUGAAAUGGAAAAGGAGCACUUGAAUAAAGUUCAGACUGCAAAUGAAGUUAAGCAAGCUGUUGAACAGCAGAUCCAAAGCCACAGAGAAACGCAUCAAAAACAAAUUAGUAGUUUGAGAGAUGAAGUCGAGGCAAAAGAAAAACUUAUCACUGAUCUUCAAGACCAGAACCAGAAGAUGGCAUUGGAGCAGGGGCGCCUGAGAGCGGAGCACGAGAAGCUGAAAGCCGCAGAGCAGGACAAGAGCAGAAAGCUACGGGAACUUACGGUUAUGCAAGAUAGACGAGAACAAGCGAGACAAGACCUGAAGGGUUUGGAAGAGACGGUGGCGAAGGAACUUCAGACGUUACACAACCUGCGGAAGCUCUUUGUUCAGGACCUGGCCACCAGGGUUAAAAAGAGCGCCGAGGUUGAUUCGGACGACACCGGAGGCAGUGCCGCUCAGAAGCAGAAAAUCUCCUUUCUUGAGAAUAAUCUUGAACAACUCACCAAAGUCCACAAACAGCUGGUACGUGAUAACGCAGAUCUUCGCUGUGAGCUUCCUAAGCUGGAAAAGCGACUCAGAGCUACAGCUGAGAGAGUGAAAGCUUUGGAGUCGGCGCUGAAAGAGGCCAAAGAAAAUGCAUCUCGCGAUCGCAAACGCUAUCAGCAGGAAGUAGAUCGUAUAAAGGAAGCAGUCAGGUCAAAGAAUAUGGCCAGAAGAGGGCAUUCUGCACAAAUUGCUAAACCUAUUCGUCCUGGGCAACAUCCAGCAGCUUCUCCGGCUCAUCCCAGUGCAGUUCGUGGGGGAGGUGCAUCUGUGCAGAACGGCCCGCCGGCCGUGCGUGGCGGAGGAGGUGUUAAAAGUAAUUGAAGUAUGAAGAGGACAUUAUAUCAAUGACUAUAGCCUGUAUCCCUUGGGAACUUUAGAAUUAUUACCUUUUUUUAGUGUAUAAAUUGUACCUGGCCUGUACAGCUGUUUCCUGCCCUCUCUUCUCGUAAACUCUGCUGCUUCCCAACACAACUAGAGUGCAAUUUUGGUGUCUUAGAAGGGAAAAACGACAGUUUACAACUGUGGCCCUAUUUAUUACACAGUUUGUCUUUCAUGUCUUAAAUUUAGUCUUCACUGUGCCAACCUAACUGUGUCAUACAGGACUGUGCUUUUUGUACUUGUUUUUUUGUGUUUAUUUUUUAAUCUCAGUUUAAGUUACCUAGCUGCUACUGCUUGUUGUUUUUCUUUUCUUACUAAAACAAUAUUUUAGGGGAAAUGGAACCUUUAGAUUAAAUGUCUUAAAUUUUACCACUUAUAACACUACAUGCCCACAAAUUAUAUCAGGUCAGUACUGUACUUUAAAAUCCCUUGAAAUGACUUCGGAGUUAAAAAUUAUUUGUAUCAUCUCUGAAGUUUGCUUCUGAAAACUACUCUUUGAGCACUGUAACCUUUAAAACUGCCUAACUAGACAUUUGAGACUGAGCAAGGCUACUUAAUUAUCUCAUGAAAUGACUGUUGUUGAAUUAUCUUGAAUAGAAAUACUGUACAAUAUCAAAAGCAAAUCUUUUGCUUUUGUUUAAGAAGGAGAGUUUGGAAAAGGAAUUUAUUUCUGUUCUUCCCAGUGCUUUAAUCCACAUAGAUUGAUGGAAUGAAAACACCGUGCUCUGUUUUGGUGAGCCCACUAAUUAAUAUAAGAAUUGGACGGAUAAUGAUUUGUCAUCUUAAUAUAGUGAAGUGAACUAAGAUACUUAUAGGAUUAAACAUAAUGUUAUAUUGUUAGUACCGUAUUGGUUGAUCUAAAUUUAUAGCCUAUGGAAAUUGAGAAAAAAUGUGGAAGGACAAGACAAAUAUAUGGUAAACUUAUAAAUACAUAGGUUAAAUUUUGGUCUGAAAUCCCUGAGGUUUUUUACCUGGUACACUAAGUCAUACACUAUAAUUUAUUUCUUGUUUAGUCUAGAAGUAGUAAAUUAUUUGCAAGUCACUAACAAUCCUCAAAUAAAUUAUUUUGUUGGCGGUAGCUGGUAAUUUUGUUGUUAAGUGUACCUGUUCUUCUUCCUCAGAUGAUUAAACUAAGUCAGCAGUUUGUUUUAGAAGCU
Molecule: messenger RNA, 4517 nt
Organism: Balaenoptera acutorostrata (minke whale)
Lineage: Eukaryota; Metazoa; Chordata; Mammalia; Artiodactyla; Balaenopteridae
Gene: KIF5B
Product: kinesin family member 5B
Exons: 26
Coding region: 412-3303 (963 amino acids)
Biological process (GO): microtubule-based movement
Molecular function (GO): microtubule binding; ATP binding; microtubule motor activity
Source: RefSeq, a predicted model, not a curated record